This is a messenger RNA of Erythranthe guttata (spotted monkey flower), 2162 nucleotides long. Its product is annotated as T-complex protein 1 subunit eta. Gene Ontology annotation, molecular function: ATP-dependent protein folding chaperone; ATP hydrolysis activity; ATP binding. Gene Ontology annotation, biological process: protein folding. The record is from RefSeq and is a predicted model, not a curated record. Lineage: Eukaryota; Viridiplantae; Streptophyta; Magnoliopsida; Lamiales; Phrymaceae.
AAAAGCAUUUCCAGCAACCCAAACACGGCCUUAAAGCCAAAAACCAGAAACCACCCCUCCCAAAGAAAGGAGUUAAACCCUAGAACUUUCCCCCGUUGCACUCUCAGCUCUCUCUCUCUCUCUCUCUCUCUCUCUCUCUCUCUCUUUGAACUCUCACGAAAAACUCAUUUCGCGCAAACAGUAACUGAAUCCACAAUGUCGUCCAUGAUGCAACCCCAGAUUAUCCUUCUCAAGGAAGGGACUGAUACAUCCCAAGGGAAACCACAACUAAUAAGCAACAUGAAUGCGUGCAUGGCUGUGGCUGAUGUUGUACGAACGACUCUUGGUCCAAGAGGCAUGGACAAAUUGAUCCAUGAUGACAAGGGGACCACCAUAUCUAAUGAUGGUGCCACCAUAAUGAAACUUCUUGACAUCAUCCAUCCUGCUGCAAAGAUCCUUGUAGAUAUUGCAAAGUCCCAAGAUUCUGAGGUUGGUGAUGGAACCACUAGUGUAGUUCUGUUUGCUGGAGAAUUCCUGAAGGAAGCAAAGCCGUUUAUUGAAGAUGGGGUUCAUCCUCAGAACCUUAUUCGCAGUUACCGAACAGCUUCUAAUUUGGCUAUUGCAAAGAUUAAAGAUUUAGCUGUUAGCAUAGAGGGAAAAAGCAUGGAAGAAAAGAAGAGUUUACUGGCUAAAUGUGCUGCUACAACACUAUCCUCUAAGCUCAUUGGUGGUGAAAAGGAGUUCUUUGCAACCAUGGUGGUAGAUGCUGUCAUUGCCAUUGGGAAUGGUGAUAGGUUGAACAUGAUUGGAAUCAAGAAGGUUCCUGGAGGUACCAUGAGGGACUCUUUUCUUGUGAAUGGUGUGGCCUUCAAAAAGACCUUCUCGUAUGCCGGUUUUGAGCAACAGCCAAAGAAAUUUGUAAAUCCCAAGAUACUUUUGCUAAACAUAGAAUUGGAGCUAAAAUCGGAGAAAGAAAACGCUGAGAUAAGAUUGUCAGAUCCAUUACAAUAUCAAUCAAUCGUAGAUGCAGAAUGGAAUAUCAUUUAUGACAAGUUGGAUAAAUGUGUGGAAAGUGGAGCUAAAAUUGUUCUGUCACGACUUGCUAUUGGUGAUCUGGCAACUCAGUAUUUUGCAGAUCGUGACAUAUUCUGCGCUGGUCGUGUUACUGAAGAAGAUUUGUUGAGGGUUGCAGCGGCUACAGGUGGAACUCUUCAGACCACUGUGAACAACGUAAUCGACGAGGUUCUUGGAACUUGUGACCUGUUUGAGGAGAGGCAAGUUGGAAACGAGCGAUUUAACAUAUUUAGUGGAUGCCCAUCUGGUCAGACUGCCACAAUUGUUCUUCGUGGUGGAGCAGAUCAGUUUAUUGAGGAGGCUGAGCGAAGUUUACACGAUGCGAUUAUGAUUGUUCGAAGGGCUAUGAGAAAUUCUACUGUAGUUGCUGGUGGCGGUGCUAUUGAUAUGGAGAUAAGCCGAUAUUUGAGGCAGCAUGCACGUACCAUUGCUGGAAAGUCCCAGCUCUUUAUAAAUGCUUAUGCUAAAGCCCUUGAGGUAAUCCCAAGGCAACUGUGUGACAAUGCUGGUUUUGAUGCGACUGAUGUGUUGAACAAACUGAGGCAGAAGCAUGCUCUUGCAUCUGGUGAGGGUGCCUCUUAUGGUGUGGACAUCAACACUGGUGGAAUUUCCGAUUCCUUUGCCAACUUUGUGUGGGAGCCUGCAGUUGUGAAGAUUAAUGCCAUAAAUGCAGCUACUGAAGCAGCUUGCCUGGUCUUGAGUGUUGAUGAAACUGUUAAAAACCCCAAGUCUGAGAGUGCACAAGGAGAUGCUGGUGCUAUGGGUGGUGGUAGAGGUAGGGGUCGUGGCCGUGGAAUGAGGAGGAGGUAAAUUCAUAGAUAAGCCCUGUUCAACUUCUCUCUCUAUGAUGAUACUCUCAACCAAUUUUACUUUCCCCUCUUAUUUUGUUCCGAAUUUUAUAUGUUUUGGCUAAAUCUAAGUUUUGGUAGUUUUGUAUGUUUAUUUGAUGUGUUUGUAUUUUGCCAAUUUUGAACUUUAUUGCAGCGUUUAGAUUGCUAUUCACAAACAAUUAAUUGCUUUUAAGUUAUUUGGUAUUUCGGAUUGUAGCAGGUCUGAUUUUUGUUUUUUUCUGAUGGAUUAAUAGCUUAGAUGGAUGUGGCUUUGAUCUU